Hyaena hyaena (striped hyena) is the source of this 3141-nucleotide messenger RNA. RefSeq names its product protein tyrosine kinase 6 (gene PTK6). Gene Ontology annotation, molecular function: non-membrane spanning protein tyrosine kinase activity; signaling receptor binding; ATP binding. The transcript is spliced from 8 exons. Lineage: Eukaryota; Metazoa; Chordata; Mammalia; Carnivora; Hyaenidae. Gene Ontology annotation, cellular component: extrinsic component of cytoplasmic side of plasma membrane. The coding region runs from base 203 to 1378 and encodes 391 amino acids. Gene Ontology annotation, biological process: innate immune response; protein phosphorylation; cell differentiation. The record is from RefSeq and is a predicted model, not a curated record.
AGAGGCGGGGGACUCCUUGCAUCGGGUGCCAGGCGUGGGCACCCCCGGGUGCCCCCGGGAACUCUGGGAGCCCACAGCUUUGGCUGCAGCCCCUGGCCCCCCUCGGUCCUGCCUGUGAGAGGGUGUGGCGUGGGGCCGGACGGCAGCCUCUGAGGGAAGGAAGGGAAGCAGUGUGCUGAGCUGGGGCCAGAGGCGGGCGUGCAUGGGGGUCACCGGUGCAUUCCUGGCGUGUGUCAUCAGCCACAGGCCCAACAGGUGGUUUUUUGGCCACAUCUCCCGCUCCGAAGCCCUGCACAGGCUGCAGGCGGAGGGCAACGCGGAAGGGGCCUUCCUGGUCAGGGUCAGCGAAAAGCCGGGCGCCGACUACGUUCUCUCAGUGCGGGACGGCCAGGGGGUGCGACACUACCGGAUCUGGAGCCGUGCUGGCCGGCUGCACCUCAGCGAGGCCGCGUCCUUCCCCAGCCUGUCCAAGCUCCUGGACCACCACAAAGCCCAGAGCCUGUCCCAUGGCCUGCGGCUCACCGUGCCCUGCUGGAAGCAUGAGCCCAAGCCCCUGCCCCACUGCGACGACUGGGAGAGGCCACGGGAGGAGUUCACGCUCUGCAGGAAGCUGGGGUCCGGCUACUUCGGGGAGGUCUUCGAGGGGCUCUGGAAAGACCAGGUCCGCGUGGCUAUGAAGGUGAUUGCUCGAGAUGACCUUCUGCACCAGCACGCCUUCCAGGCGGAGAUUCGGGCCAUGAAGCAGCUUCGGCACAAGCACAUCCUGCCACUGUACGCGGUGGUGUCCGUGGGGGACCCCGUGUACAUCAUCACGGAGCUCAUGCCCAAGGGGAGCCUGCUGGAGCUACUGCGCGACUCUGAUGAGAAAACCCUGCCCAUCUCGGAGCUGGUGGACCUUGCGUCACAAGUGGCCGAGGGCAUGUGCUACCUGGAAUCACAGAACUACAUCCACCGGGACCUGGCCGCCAGGAACAUCCUUGUGGGGGAAAACAACCUCUGCAAAGUCGGGGAUUUUGGGCUAGCCAGGCUCAUCAAGGAGGACAUCUACCUUUCCCACGACCGCAACAUCCCCUACAAGUGGACCGCCCCCGAGGCCCUCUCGCGAGGGCUCUACUCCAUCAAGUCGGACAUCUGGUCCUUUGGGAUUCUCCUCCACGAGAUUUUCAGCAGGGGUCAGAUACCCUAUGCAGGCAUGUCCAACCAUGAGGCCUUCCUAAGGGUGGACUCGGGCUACCGCAUGCCCUGUCCCCCCGAGAGCCCACCCACUGCCUACAAGCUGAUGCUGUCGUGCUGGCACAGGGACCCCGAACAGAGGCCCUGCUUCAAAGCCUUGCGGGAGAAGCUCUCCAGCGUCACCAGGUACGAGAACCCGCUCUGAAUGGGACACCCCCUCUGAUGCUGCCUCUGAGGCCGCCAGACCAGGCCCUGUGAAGGGGGGCCUGCGUGCCAUCCUGGACCUCAGAUCAUGGAUACAGGCAGACCGAAGGUGCAGACAAGUUCCCAGAACUGGGCUGAACAGUUGGGGGAUGGAACUCCCCAGCCAGGGGCCCACUGUGCCCUGGGGCGGGGGAAGCAGGCCCCCUGCAGUCUGGGCGCCAAGGCUGCCCACUCCUCCCGUCUGUUCCUUCUAAGACUCCCAGACCCUCCACGGCCAACUCCAACCCUCCAGCAGUCUGGCCAUUCUCCUCUCUAAAGGGAGUGGGCCUGUCCCUGGUCCUGACCCAAAGCCCACCAGCUGAGCCAGGACCCGGGGCUCAGCUUCCCCGGGUGGGGCAAGGGCCUGGAUUUUGGCUGGACUCACCCUGGGUCACCUGACCUGUGCGCAGCUCCUGACUUGGGGGACACGGCCUUCCUAGUACUCUGUGAAAACACGCUGUUUGGUGGUAGGGCACUGCUGUCUGCUACCCAGGGCUAUGGCCGUCAGCAGCUGCCACGAGGAGCCCUCAGGGCCUCAUCUGGACACUAGCCUCAGAGUCUGGGUAGCACUCAGGCUACCCUCUGGGACACCUCCCCCCACUCUGGGUCCGUCUAAGGAGGUGGGAACGAAGGCCUCCCCUACAGGCCACAGCACUGGCUGUGGGACGACAGGGGAGCCUGGGGAAGGCUGCCUGGACAUGAGGGCAGACAGGACAGAGGCCCCAGAGAGCCAUCAGCAUCGCUGGAUGUCCUGGAUUCGACUGAACCAUUUAUAGCACAGAGCGGGGGCAGAGUGGCCAAAGAGGCAGGUGGGCUCCCUCAGAGGCCCGUGGAGCCCCUAACUUCAUACUAAGCCCACAUCCACGCCCUCACUAAGCUGCCCGCUCCUGACCAACAGACCUGGGCCAAUCUCUGCUGGCCACUGACGGUGUGUGGACACACAGUUCACCAAUCAUGCCUGCCCACGGAGGCUGGCAGAGGAUGACAAGCCACACCCUCCUAAGGUCCCGGGCUGGAGUUUAUCCAAACCCUGGUUACCUGCGGUGGGAAGGCCCCUCGGAAAUGCCCCCACACCACUUACGACUCAGUCUUGGUUUUGGGUUCCCGCCCCCAGAGCCGGGGGACCCUACCCAGGUGUCCUACAGGAAGAGACAACACCCUCACGGGAAGGCCCCUGGAGGCAGCAGGGCCCCAUGAGCUGCACCACCCAGCUGGGACAGCUCUGCUACUGGCCCCUCACCGCCCUCCAGGGUGUCAGGGGCAGGGGGGCCUUGCCAAGUUCCUUCCAGGGGCACCAGGUCCCUCCAGCUGAUGGCCCCCAAACCCACAGGCAGAGCCCGGACCCCAGUGGCUGCCCUGGAGGCUUCCUGUCCAAGUCCUGAACUGCCUGCUCUUCCAGGCACCCCGCCCCUUCUCAGGUCCAAGGUGCCACAUUUGCUGUAGCGGCUUGCCCGUGUGAACCUGGGCCAGACCCGAGAGGUGGCUCCCCAGCGAGGGAACCCAGGAAGGCCCAGGGAACAGGCCCAACUCUCCACCCCUGCAGGAAGUGAGGUUGAGCAGUGUUCAGUGGCUUCUCCCACAGGCCCCAGGGGCACCCAGUUCACACACACCCUCAGGGUUACUGGCUGCUUGGAGUUUAUUUUCCACUUGGUGCAAGGCACACUGUUACAGGGUGUCGGGAAGGCUUGCGUGUGGCUUGGAUAGUAAAGAGUGGGGUUCUCUUAA